AUGGCUAACAAGGUAAUUGUUUUGGCGGGCACUGCAGGCACAGGCAAGUCAACUGUUGCAGACAUUCUAAUCAAGAAUCACAGCGCCAGGUAUCCAGAUGUCAGAUUCAUCGAGGGAGAUACGCUGCAUCCACCAUCGAACGUGGAGAAAAUGUCAGCAGGCAUCCCCUUGGUUGAUGAAGAUCGUUGGGGCUGGUUAGAAAAGGUUGCCAAUGUCUCCAGCGAGACCGCCAAGGAGCAUGGAUUGUGUAUUGCUGCAUGUUCGAGUCUCAAGAAGAAAUACAGGGACUUCAUGAGAGAAAAGAGACCUGACACUAUUUUUUACUUCGUUUUCCUGUAUGGUACCAAGCAAGAAGUUUUGGGCAGGUUGGAGAGACGUUCCCAGCACUUUAUGAAGGCUACUAUGAUGGAAUCUCAAUUUAAAGAUUUAGAAUUACCUUUGGAGGGCGAGCCCCACUGUUGUAUUGUUCACAUCGAUGGUAAGAGUUUCGAGCAGGUGGAGGAAGAUACCAAGGAAAAAGUCUCAAAAAUGUUUGCAGAGUAA
Messenger RNA from Zygosaccharomyces rouxii, 543 nucleotides. RefSeq names its product gluconokinase. The transcript has a single exon. Gene Ontology annotation, molecular function: gluconokinase activity. NCBI's taxonomy places the organism in Eukaryota, Fungi, Ascomycota, Saccharomycetes, Saccharomycetales, Saccharomycetaceae. The coding region runs from base 1 to 543 and encodes 180 amino acids. Gene Ontology annotation, cellular component: cytoplasm. The record is from RefSeq and is a predicted model, not a curated record.